CCUCCCGGCCGCCAUGUUGGCUGGUGUGUGGGUGUCAAACGGAGCUAGACGCGGUGGUGGUGGCGCCGGCGGCGGCUGUGGCGGCUCCCCGGCUCCGGUCGCUCCCGCCUCCCCAACGCUACUGGCGGCCGUAGCCGCGCACCCGGGCCGGCCCGAAGAAGCGAAGAAAUCCCUGGCGAAUUCUAUGACCAGUUUGUAAAGGUGCAGGACCUAGCAGUUAACCUGGAAUGCAUGUCGGAGAGUGUGCGGCAGGCUCGGUGCUGGUCCCCGGGCGGGGCGCGGCCCUCAGAUCUCCGCCGUGUGGACUGGACAGAAGUUGCCCAGGCCUGGCCCGGCCCACAGCAAACGCUGACCAAGUGCCCGCCGUGCGCCAGCCUCUGCUCUGGGCACGGAGAGGGUAGCGGUGACGACCGGCGGGGCCCUGCUCUGAGAGGACGUGGGGGCACAGGAGACAGACAGACACGCAGGAGCACGAGCUAGAAAACAUCCGCUGGAGAGAAGGGCUCUGCCGGAAAGUGAAACUGGUGAUGCGGCAGAGUGACUGGUGGUUCCCAGCAGGCGACGUGUCCACUGAGAUCUGAGCAACCAGAGCGAGCCAGUCCAGGACCGGCACAGGGAAGGGCGGCCGGUGGAGGAAGCAGGUCAUGGCCUCCAGUUCCUCGGACCUGAGUCUCCAGCGGAGGAAAUGACUGUCAGGGGUCUUGCUCCAGAUCUGUCACGGAGACUGAACCUUUGCAGGGUGCAAACUUGCCCAGGACAGGAAAGUUUCUCUCUUUGAAGGGCUUCACGUGUAUAACAAAGAAAAGAAAGAUGACGACUUCGUCUAUCAGACGGCAGAUGAAAAACAUUGUGAACAAUUACUCAGAAGCCGAAAUAAAAGUACGGGAAGCCACCUCCAAUGACCCCUGGGGCCCGUCCAGCUCUCUGAUGACCGAGAUUGCGGACCUGACCUACAAUGUGGUGGCCUUCUCGGAGAUCAUGAGCAUGGUGUGGAAGCGGCUCAACGACCACGGCAAGAACUGGCGGCACGUGUACAAGGCUCUGGCGCUCCUGGACUACCUCAUCAAGACGGGCUCCGAGCGGGUGGCCCAGCAGUGCCGAGAGAACAUCUUUGCUAUCCAGACCCUGAAGGACUUCCAGUACAUUGACCGAGACGGCAAGGACCAGGGCAUCAACGUGCGGGAGAAGUCUAAGCAGCUGGUGGCCCUCCUCAAGGACGAGGAGAGGCUGAAGGCUGAGAGGGUCCAGGCCCUCAAAACCAAAGAGCGCAUGGCCCAGGUUGCCACCGGCAUGGGCAGCAACCAGAUCACCUUUGGUCGCGGCUCCAGCCAGCCCAACCUCUCCACCACCUACUCGGAGCAGGAGUAUGGCAAGGCCGGGGGUUCGCCGGCCUCCUAUCAUGGCUCCACGUCCCCCCGGGUGUCCUCUGAGCUGGAGCAGGCCCGGCCCCAGACCAGCGGAGAAGAGGAGCUGCAGCUGCAGCUGGCGCUGGCCAUGAGCCGAGAAGUCGCUGAGCAGGAAGAGCGCCUCAGGCGGGGCGAUGACCUCAGGCUGCAGAUGGCCCUCGAAGAAAGCCGGAGGGACACGGUUAAAGCUCCGAAAAAGAAAGAGCCCGGCUCCUACCCGCAGCAGACCACUCUGUUGGAUUUAAUGGACGCCCUCCCCAGCUCAGGCCCUGCUGCCCAGAGAGCAGAACCAUGGGGCCCAUCGGCUUCAGCCAACCAGAGCAACCCCUGGGGCGGGCCGGCAGCCCCCGCCAGCUCUUCCAACCCCUGGCCAUCUUUCGGUGCCAAGCCAGCUUCCUCCACAGACCCGUGGGGAGCUCCCGCCGCAGCCGGCCCGCACUGUGCCUCCAAGAGCUCAGGUCCCUGGGCGGCCCCACAGCAGCCUGGCCCCGACGCCGAGAGAGCCGCCGAUGCCUGGGCGCCUGCCUCUGCCGCCGAGCCCGCCUCCGCCCCUGGGGCCUUCGAUCUCUUCAGUAAUUUGAAUGGAACAAUUAAAGAUGACUUUUCUGAAUUUGAUAAACUCCGAACUUCAAAAAAAACAGCUGAGGUGGUGGCCUCUCUGCCAUCCCCAAAGGACGGAGCCACCAGCCCUGACCCCUUUGAGUCUCAGCCACUGACCACCACCUCGAGCAAGCCCAGCAGCGCCCGGAAGACGCCGGAGUCCUUCCUGGGUCCCAACGCAGCCCUGGUGAACCUGGACUCGCUGGUGGCCAGGCCAGCCCCGCCGGCCCCGUCUCUCAACCCUUUCCUGGCGCCAGGUGCAGCUGCGGCAUCAGGCCCCGUCAACCCCUUCCAGGUGAACCAGCCCCAGCCGCUGACGCUGAACCAGCUGCGGGGGAGCCCAGUACUGGGGACCGGCACGUCUUUCGCGCCUGGCCCAGGUGUGGAGCCCCUGGCCAUGGUGUCCCUGACCUCCACAGCCUCACACCCAGCUCUAGGGCCCAGCAGUGCCUCCGUGACGCCGCUGGGCCCCGCCGCCAUGAGCACGCUGGGUAGCGUGGGCAUCCCGCCGUCAGCAGCUCAGGCUCCUGGUACCACCAACCCUUUCCUUCUCUAGGGCCCAGGCUUGGGGCCCGCCGCGGAGCGGGUGCCCGAGCGCCUGGGCCCGAGGCCACUGGGCAGGGACUGGCCUUGGUGGAGUGGCGUCCCAGAGGUGGGGGUGGGGCUGGGGCUUUCCAGGUGCAGCUUCCUGAUGGAAAGGUGGUCUUCACGCCCGGCCAUCAGGCUGGAGCGGGGAGGGCUCGCUGAGAGGGCAGGCCCGGCCCGUGCCCCGCACCUGGUGGCCUGCUUGCCCCUCCCCAGCCUGCAGCCCGCGUCGCAGGAAAGCGCCCCGACCCAGCCCGGCCACCCUCAGCACCUCCUCCAGCUGCAGGGUCCUGGCUCCCGUGGGGCUCUCCCGCCGGCUCCCCGGCCUGGGGACAAGGAGGCAAGGGUCCCCAGUGUCGCCCUUGCCUUUAGCCUCAGCCAGAAGGUAUCGGGGACACUGCUGGCCCAGGACUUGGGAUGGCCACCUCAUCUUUGCCCUUGACCCCCGCCCUGCCGGCACCCCAGGCAGUCCCAGGCGUGGUGGGAACCAAGUGCCGGCUCCGUUAGUUGCCGACCAUUGGGGGAAGUGGUUGUGCUUAUUUUCCUCUGACUCGUGUGUGAGUUCGAAGUGAACGCCACCACCGUGGAACGACUCUUGAAUUAAACCCACUAGAGCAAGCUUUAAACUAAUCUGAGCAUAACCCUGCCACGUGGCUCUAUGCUUGUAUACGUUUGCACAUAUUUUGUUUAGUACAGUUUCAUAUUUGAGUUUGCAGAAUUAUCUAAUAGUCUUUUUUUGGCUAAUAUUUUUAUAACGUGGUUCUUAUUUAACUGUCUAGUUUUGAUAGAAUUUACCAGGUCUGGCUGAAUGAAGAUAUUGGCACAUGUCAUGUUAGUAGUUUAAAUUCUCUUAUUUAUGGUUUUAACUCUGUAAGAAAAUUUAAAUAGGAAGAGACAAAAAUGCCUUAUGGAAAAACUAAAGUAAAUUCUUUAUAGGAAAAAAUAUGAGAAUUUGAUUACACUUAAAAGAUAAUGUUUAUUUAAAAAAACUACAACAACAACAAAAAACUCUAGCCUCCAGUUGCCUUUUCCUUUAAUUCCCUUUUUUGGUGAAUUACCGAACUAAUUGACUUUCAACCUUUCUGGCUAGAUGCUAAGAAAGAGGCUAUUUUUCUUACUGAUACACCAGCAUCAAGAAAGUUAAAGAAAAAAAAUCUAACGUGUGAAUGUGACUCACCAGUUCCAUCAGCUCGGCCCUCCGCUGCGCUGGGCCUGGAGUGGGAGAGGCGUCCGGGGCCCGCGCC
Pteronotus mesoamericanus is the source of this 3835-nucleotide messenger RNA. It is a transcript of the gene EPN2, whose product is annotated as epsin 2. Gene Ontology annotation, molecular function: phospholipid binding; clathrin binding. The record is from RefSeq and is a predicted model, not a curated record. Gene Ontology annotation, cellular component: plasma membrane; clathrin vesicle coat; endosome. Lineage: Eukaryota; Metazoa; Chordata; Mammalia; Chiroptera; Mormoopidae. The transcript has 11 exons. Gene Ontology annotation, biological process: endocytosis. Bases 811 to 2562 code for a protein of 583 amino acids.